AUCAAAACUCUAGAAGCCUCCAUCACCACAUUUCCUGUUUGUAACUGAACAAAGUACACACAAAAGAUUUUAAGAAACAGAAGAGAGAAAAAAACGGAGGCAUAGAUAAAGACAAGGUUUACUGCCACACUGCUUCUCACGUAAGAGCAACGUUACUUAGGAAAAAAGGUUUGGGGAAACAUUUUUAAUCCAUACAUUUGCCUAUGGCUACAUAAGGAUUUCUCUGAGAAAAGAAGCAUGUCAGAAAAUGGAUGCCAGUUUUAUGUCUGGGCAAUUCUAGCCUUCUUGGGUUUAGCUUUGACUGUAUCGCUGAUCUUCAACAUUUCCCACUAUGUGGAAAAGCAGCGCCAAGAUAAAGUAUACUUGUACUCCGAUGACUACAUUCCCAGGGAAGAUGAGUAUGAUUUUGAAGACACACCAAUUUAUGGUAACUUAGGUAAUGUGAUCUCAGAACCAGUGGAUGAGAACUGCUAUGAACAAAUGAAAGCUCGACCAGAGAGAUCUGUAAACGAACCGAAAGAAGACACCCCACCUGCACAGGAAACUGAAGAAAAGUUGUGCUAUGCCUCACUAGAUCGCAGCUCUGAGGGGAAGUGCAAAAAGCCCAAGAAGCAGAAAUCUUAUUUGUCAGACAGGAAUGAAGAUGGGCAGGCACCCAGCCUUUCUAAGACCACUUUGGUGGAUGGUUUCUCACUAGAAAGCCAAACAAUAGAGGAAAACAUUCAUGAUGACCCCAUCAGGCUGUUUGGAUUGAUCCGUGCACAGAAAAAAAAUGUAAACUAGCUGGACUGUGAUCUAGCUCAAUGAUCCAGUUCUUACUGGACAUGGUUGCUAAACAAAACAAGAUCCCCAUAUGACAGCAUGAUUUGUCAGGGCGAUGAUCUGAUUGUUGGUGGGAUGGUGGCUUGCCUCUUACCCAGAGCGUACAUUCACACAUAGAAAAUGUUGUACCAUACAAAUUCGUUAUUUAAAUUAGAUAUUUGAAUUCACUUUAAAAAUACUUUUGGAGUAAAAUGUAAAUGAAAUCAAAUUUGCAAAUCGAUCCUGAUAACAAAGUCAUUUCAAAACAAUUCUUAAUACUCAAUGAAAUCAACCUCCAAAAAUGUUUUAAGCAUAAAUAUGUUUUGGAUCGUGUUGGAAGAAAAAUAAAAGUCUUUUUUUUAAACAGUUCUUUUUCACCAAUGUGAAAAACAUAAUUGAAAGAAAUUUCUGAUUGAAAUUUAGAACAUUAAAACUUAUUCCUAAGAGAAGAGGGAUAAUCUUCUUCUGAAGAAAAUAGUUAUCCCAGAUGGAAAUAUCUUUAUUAGUUUUAAAGCUAUUAUAAAAUUCAUGCAUGUGCCUUGUAACGAGUAUCAAAAAGCAUUUAGAUAUUCCACUAGCUAGAGAUAAUUACUGUGAUCAACUCUCUAUAAUCCUUCUAAAUUUUUUUCUGAGCAUGACCAUAUAUAUGUUCAUUACUUGUUUUUUUAAACAAAAAGGGGAAUGUUAAUUUUAUACAUAUUAUUUAAAAUUUUUAACUCAAUAUAUUGUGGACUUAUUUCCAUUAUUAUUUUUAACUAUAAAUACAGUUAUAAUUUUAAUGCCUGCCUAGCAGUUGAAGUACAUUUAGCUCAUUUCCAAUCUAUUUUUUUGCCUUUACAAAUAACAUUUGUAAUGCAACUGCAUUUCUGCACAUAUUUGAGUAUUGUCUGACUUCUUGAGGCUAAUAAGAUCUAGGAGAAGAAUCAUUGCUUUAAAAGCUGUACAUAGCAUGAGUCUUUAUAGAGUAUAUUUCUGAAAAGUGGAGCGUUUGGUCAAAAAUGUGUGUUCUGCGUAAAUUCUGAUAAGUGUGCUUAAAUUGCUCUCCAAAAAAAUAUUUUAAAAAGCUGUCUCCAUUUGGAGUAGGAAUUUAAUUGGGUCUCAAAUCAUCACUGGCUAAGAAAAUUAUACAUGACAGCUAUCAGUGCUCUCUGACUAGAGCUUAGUAGAUUUUAGUCUGUCUUCAGUUGUUUGUGGAGCUGCUGCAGCAGUGUAGGUGCUAAAUUAUACAAUGAAGAGGAAAGAGAGACUCUGCACCCACUGAACUACAGUCCAGGAGAAAAGGCAAGUAUCAGGCUAACAAAGAAAAGUGUAGAAAUGUGAUUAAGAAAACAGAAGAAUGGGAGAUAAUACUGGAGAGAGGGCAUCUCUGAAGAGGGAAUUUUCAUUCUGAGAAGUGAACAGUGAGAAGGAAGGAAGAGCACCUUUUGUAGAAUUCUAUCAUUAUUCAGAAGUGUCUACUUCAGUCAAUAAUUUCCAUGAUGAGUCUGUAGAAAAUCAAAUGCUAAUAACAAAGAAAAAUAAUUUAAUUUGUCCACAAUGCCAUAGGAAAUGCAAAAAAAAUUAACAUGUAAGGGAAGAAGAAAAAAAAAAUCAGGUUACUUAUUCCACAGAAGAACCAAGAAAAACCCACAAUAAAUAAAUGAUUAAUAGUUACAUGUUGACUUUAAGUUUUUGCUUAAUUUAAAAUAAAAUCUUUGCUAUCAUA
Molecule: messenger RNA, 2506 nt
Organism: Phacochoerus africanus (Common warthog)
Lineage: Eukaryota; Metazoa; Chordata; Mammalia; Artiodactyla; Suidae
Product: T-cell receptor-associated transmembrane adapter 1
Exons: 6
Coding region: 238-783 (181 amino acids)
Biological process (GO): negative regulation of receptor recycling; positive regulation of T cell receptor signaling pathway
Cellular component (GO): T cell receptor complex
Source: RefSeq, a predicted model, not a curated record